Messenger RNA from Seriola aureovittata, 2648 nucleotides. Its product is annotated as cytochrome P450 1B1-like. Lineage: Eukaryota; Metazoa; Chordata; Actinopteri; Carangiformes; Carangidae. Bases 470 to 2047 code for a protein of 525 amino acids. Gene Ontology annotation, biological process: progesterone metabolic process; hormone biosynthetic process. The record is from RefSeq and is a predicted model, not a curated record. The transcript has 2 exons. Gene Ontology annotation, molecular function: heme binding; steroid 17-alpha-monooxygenase activity; iron ion binding.
ACGCUGCACGCUCACGGUGUCCCCCGGUGUCCGCUCUCAAGUGCGCGCCUCCAACAGCGACCGACAGCAGAGAGAUAAUAUAAUGGGGUCUGAAGGGCUACCACAAUGGGAGGAGUAUGAAAGUUAUCCUGAGCCCUGCCCACCAACUGCAAAACAUAUAAGACGCUGGAGUGGAGCAAAAAGCAGGCACUUAAGCCUUAAAUCUUGAUGAAAACACUGACUAAAGACAAAAAUAACUUCACCUUAACUCCCUUCAUUUAUCUGUUAUUUUAGGGUUUCAUCAUUAUGACCUCACUGGCAUUUGAUUGACAUAUCUGAAAUAUUUUUCUCACCUGAUAUGGAUAUACAAGAGCUUUAGUAGUUUUUUUUCCUCUCUUCCAAAAAUACAACCACUGAGCAGACUAACAGAAGUGAAGUUUUUCUUUUUUUUUUCUUUUUUGAGGAACAAGUGUGCAGAAAAAUUGUCACAAUGGCACUGGACACAGAGUUUGGUGUGAAGGGCAGCAGCAUCAUCAGGGAAUGGAGUGGACAGGUCCAGCCUGCUCUGGUUGCCUCCUUUGUUUUCCUCUUCUGUCUGGAAGCAUGUCUGUGGGUCAGGAACCUCAGGCUCAAGAAAAGACUGCCGGGACCCUUCGCCUGGCCCGUGGUGGGCAACGCCAUGCAGCUGGGCCAGAUGCCUCACAUCACCUUCGCCAGGCUAGCCAAAAAAUAUGGCAAUGUGUACCAGAUACGACUAGGCUGCAGUGAUAUUGUGGUUCUCAAUGGAGACAGGGCGAUACGUGAGGCUCUGAUACAGCACAGCACAGAGUUUGCAGGCAGACCAAACUUUGUCUCUUUCCAGAUGAUCUCUGGAGGCAGGAGUUUGACAUUUACUAAUUACGGCAAACAGUGGAAAGCACACAGGAAAAUUGCCCAGUCAAGCCUCAGAGCCUUUUCCUCUGCAAACAGUCAGACCAAAAAAGCCUUUGAGCAACACAUUACAGCUGAGGCCAUGGAACUGGUGCAGGUAUUUUUGCGGCACAGCACUGAUGGACGCUAUUUUGACCCUGCGCAUGAAUUUACAGUAGCUGCUGCUAAUAUCAUGUGUGCUCUCUGCUUCGGGAAGCGAUAUGGGCAUGAUGACCUGGAGUUCAGGAACUUGUUAAAAAGACUGAACAAGUUUGGAGAGACAGUAGGGGCAGGUAGUCUGGUAGAUGUCAUGCCCUGGCUCCAAUCCUUCCCCAACCCAGUCCGCAGUGUCUAUGAAAACUUCAAAAACCUCAAUGAGGAGUUUUUUGCCUUUGUGAAAGAUAAAGUGGCACAGCACCGAGAGUCCUUUAGCCCUGAUGUGACCCGGGACAUGAGUGACGCCAUCAUCAAUGUGAUCGAGCAUGGAAGAGACAGCGGGCUGACCAAAGACUUUGUCGAAGCAACAGUGACAGAUCUAAUCGGAGCAGGUCAAGACACAAUAUCAACCGUCAUGCAGUGGAUUGUCCUGCUCCUUGUCAAAUACCCAGACAUACAAGUCAAAAUGCAGCAGCUCAUAGACAAAGUGGUGGGCCCAGACAGACUGCCAUCAAUUGAGGACAGAAGCAACCUGGCAUAUCUGGAUGCCUUCAUCUACGAGACUAUGCGCUUUACCAGCUUCGUCCCCGUCACCAUCCCACACUCCACAACUUCAGACGUCACCAUCGAGGGUCUCAACAUCCCCAAAGACACGGUGGUCUUCAUCAAUCAGUGGUCUGUCAACCAUGACCCUCUGAAGUGGAAGGACCCCCACAUUUUUGACCCCACACGGUUCCUUGAUGAAAACGGGGCCCUUGAUAAAGACACAACCAACAGUGUAAUGAUUUUUUCAACAGGUAAAAGACGCUGCAUUGGCAACCAGAUCGCCAAGGUAGAGGUGUUUUUAUUCACAGCAGUGCUGCUGCACCAGUGCAGCUACGAAAGCGACCCCUCUGAGCCCCUCACUCUUGACUGCUCCUACGGGCUCACACUGAAGCCCCUCCGAUUCUGUGUCAGCGCCAAGCUCAGGGGAAAGCUGCUUGGCUUAGUUUCCCCAGCAUGAACAGCAUGUCCUAAUACUGUGACUCAAGGCCAGCAAACUCUUUUUCACCGAUGACAUUUAACACAUAUGAACACAUUAAACCAAGAGUGCUGAUCAAAGGAGGGAAAAAGGCUGGCAUAUUUGUGACGGCAGAAGCCUUUCAUCCAGGAGCAUCAAUCACAGUCUAAAGGACGAAGAAGAGACUUUGCUGUGGACCGUGAACACUUCAGAAACUUCAUGUAUUCAGGGUUCACUUUUACUGUACAAGCACUGCAGCUACCCCAUGCCAAACCCAAGUCUCACCAAUUCAAAGAAAACAAGUGCAGUAUUUUAAUUUUUUUCACUCAUGAUGCAUUCUCAAAAAUAUGUUUGUUUACAAGGUAACGUUUUCAAAGCUACAUGGAUGUCACUGCACGCUCUUUAAGCUUCUGUAUUCAGGAAUUGAUGUUAUAAUGGCCAAGGGAUGUGUUUCCAUGUCUGUGUCAUGGCAACAGUUCAAAACUCAGUGGGCCUUGAAUGUUAAGGCAUUUGUCUAAAAGGGUAUUUUGUAUCAGUGUGUUGGCAUUAUAUGAUGGAAAAAUAAGCUAUAUCUGAAAUGAAUAAAGUAAAUUGUUAAUGCUCA